Orbilia oligospora ATCC 24927 is the source of this 543-nucleotide messenger RNA. RefSeq lists its product as uncharacterized. The record is from RefSeq and is a predicted model, not a curated record. Gene Ontology annotation, molecular function: SNARE binding. Lineage: Eukaryota; Fungi; Ascomycota; Orbiliomycetes; Orbiliales; Orbiliaceae. The transcript has 3 exons. Gene Ontology annotation, biological process: synaptic vesicle exocytosis; regulation of synaptic vesicle exocytosis; lysosome localization. Gene Ontology annotation, cellular component: synaptic vesicle; BORC complex; BLOC-1 complex. Bases 1 to 543 code for a protein of 180 amino acids.
AUGUCAGCUUCAACUUCCCUCGCCGGUUCCCCGCCUUCACUGUCCGGAAACCUCUCUCCAUCUCCACCCCGCGCAGGCGAUCCGCUCGCUUCAGGUCUACGCACGCUAUUCGAUCCGACAAUCCGACAAACGACUGAAAAACUAUGGAUAGUACAUCAAUCACAGAUCGCACUGGCCGAAGAGCUAGAACGCUUAAUUUCUCAACUAAAUCACUACCUCGAAACCACCGACCCACCACUUCUAAAACCUACAAUUGUAAAACUCGCAAGCGUGGGGAAGAGAUUAAACGCUGUUAAUACACAACUUCACGCUAUCCAAGGCCGUGUCAGCAGAUUAUUCAUCCAACUAAGUAAACAAAAAGCCAUAAAUAAUCACAAUAAUAACACAGCAUCAACGAAUUCCACAACUCCAGGGUCAAAUACAAUCAUGGGAUUAGGCGUAUCAAGUCUAACAAGUGGUAGCCCCGCAGCAGCGGCUUUGGCAGCGGCAGCGGGUGUUGGGAUACCGGGGAGUGGUGCUAGUGGAAACCGUAGUGGUGGUUGA